AUGGCUGCACCAACCAGAUGUAUGGCCACGGCCACGAGAAGUAUCCAAAACCCACAAGCGGCGCGCAUCACGUAUCGAACAUUCGCCUCUAGCACAUCGAGUCCGGCCGCAUCAUCGCGGAAAGUAGCGGCGGCAAACACAACAUGUCUGAGGCAAUUACAGACAGCACGGAACGCAUCUGGGAAGGCAGAGACUAGCUGCCAGAGUCAGACAAGAAAUUUCUCGCAAUCGGCAUCGCGGAGCAAGCUCAAGACGAUAGAUCAGAUCCGGGCAAGAAACAAGGGCGGGCCAUUCAACCUCACAGCCGCGAUCCUCUUCGUCGCAGCCGGUGGAGGACUAUGGGCUUACUUCACAUACGAGAAAGAGCGCAUGGCACGAAAGCGGAUAGCAGAGCAAACAAAAGGCAUUGGCAAGCCCAAAGUAGGCGGACCAUUCCACCUCGUAGACCACAACGGCAAGCCCUUUAGCAACGAGGACAUGCUAGGCAAAUACUCUCUGGUCUACUUCGGCUUCACCCACUGCCCCGACAUCUGCCCCGACGAACUCGACAAAAUGGCCCUCAUGUACGACAAAGUCGUCGCCGAAUGCGGAAACGUCCUUCUCCCCAUCAUGAUCACAUGCGACCCCGCGCGCGACAACCCGAGCGUACUCAAGGAAUACUUGGCCGAGUUCCACCCUGAUUUCAUUGGGUUGACGGGCAACCACGAGCAGAUCAAGGAUACUUGCAAGGCGUAUAGGGUGUACUUUAGCACACCCAAGGAUACCAAGCCCGGUCAGGACUACCUGGUUGAUCACAGCAUUUACUUCUAUCUGAUGGAUCCAGAAGGCGAUUUCGUCGAGGCGAUCGGACGCAAUUUCACCGCUGACCAGGCCGCCAAGGUCAUUUCGGAUCACAUCAAGGACUGGGAGAAGCCGUUGAAGAAGGAGAUGAGAUGGGAGUAG
Molecule: messenger RNA, 942 nt
Organism: Alternaria postmessia
Lineage: Eukaryota; Fungi; Ascomycota; Dothideomycetes; Pleosporales; Pleosporaceae
Exons: 4
Coding region: 1-942 (313 amino acids)
Biological process (GO): mitochondrial respiratory chain complex IV assembly; intracellular copper ion homeostasis
Cellular component (GO): mitochondrial inner membrane
Molecular function (GO): copper chaperone activity; copper ion binding
Source: RefSeq, a predicted model, not a curated record